ACUCUGGAUAUUUUUUACAUUACCAAUAUUAAAAAAUUCUGAGCAUCUCGUUUAUCUGGAGCCCUUCCUACCUCUCUCCCUUAUUGAAAUCACGAGCCAUCAUCCGAGCAUCUACCGAAAGAUAUAGAGAGAGAAAAUCACAUUUUCAGGGAGAGGAUAAUUGGAGAGAGAGAGAGAGAGAAUGGCGUCGGUGGGGAGGGUGGAUCUAGACGGGAACGCGAUCAAGGGGAUGACGAUAUGCAUGAUAGGGGCGGGGGGGUUCAUAGGGUCCCACCUGUGCGAAAAGCUGAUGGCGGAGACGCCGCACAAGGUGCUGGCGGUGGACGUCUACAGCGACAAGAUCAAGCACCUCCUCGAACCGGCCGAGGCGUCCGUCCCGUGGGCCGACCGCAUCCAAUUCCACCGCAUCAACAUCAAGAACGAUUCCAGGCUCGAAGGCCUCAUCAAAAUGGCAGAUCUGGUGAUAAAUCUUGCAGCGAUCUGCACUCCGGCGGAUUACAACACGCGUCCUCUUGAUACGAUUUACAGCAAUUUCAUCGAUGCACUGCCCGUGGUUAAGUACUGUUCGGAAAACAACAAGCGUCUCAUCCACUUUUCUACUUGUGAAGUCUAUGGGAAAACAAUUGGAAGCUUUCUUCCUAAAGACAGCCCUUUGCGGCAGGAUCCUGCUUAUUUUGUUCUUAAAGAGGAUGCUUCCCCCUGCAUUUUUGGAUCUAUUGAGAAGCAGAGGUGGUCCUAUGCUUGCGCAAAGCAAUUGAUUGAGAGGCUGAUCUAUGCUGAGGGUGCGGAGAAUGACCUUGAAUUCACUAUUGUGAGACCUUUCAACUGGAUCGGUCCCAGGAUGGACUUCAUACCCGGCAUCGAUGGUCCCAGUGAGGGUGUCCCAAGAGUACUGGCAUGCUUCAGUAAUAACCUUCUUAGACGAGAACCGCUCAAGCUUGUGGAUGGCGGUGAAUCACAAAGAACAUUCAUCUAUAUCAAGGAUGCAAUCGAGGCGGUUCUUCUGAUGAUUGAAAAUCCAGCUAGGGCGAAUGGACAUAUAUUCAAUGUUGGCAACCCUAACAAUGAAGUUACUGUCAGGCAACUGGCUGAAAUGAUGAAUGAGGUUUAUUCGAAGGUUAGUGGAGAACCUAGUCUGGAAGUACCCACCAUUGAUGUAAGCUCCAAAGAAUUCUAUGGUGAGGGGUACGACGACAGUGACAAGAGGAUUCCUGACAUGACCAUAAUCAAUAGACAACUUGGUUGGAAUCCAAAAACGUCACUUUGGGACUUGCUUGAAUCUACCCUUACCUAUCAACACAGGACAUAUGCUGAGGCAGUAAAGCAGGCCAUUUCAAAACCUCUUGCUUCUAACUAAAGGGGAAAAACUUUCCGAGUUGCACCGUGUGCUUAGGAGUCUACUGCAUUGGGACGUGUUUCAAUUCUUUCGAAGGUGUUAUAUUAAAGUCGAUAUUCCACAUUCAUUCUGGUAUACACUACAUAUAAUUUUUUUUUUGUCUUCCCUGUGUCGCUGGUCAAUAGUUCACAUGUCCUCAGGAAUUUGUAUCUGUAGUUUUCUUUGCUAAAAGCACCGUAAACUCUAAGUUCAUUGCUACAAAGAUGUCUGCAAAUCUCAAAUUUUGGCUGGGUCACGGGGUGUGCAAAGCCUGUUCUGAUAUUUCAUGGAUUCAUUUCGUUCCUCUAUUUUGCUUGUCCAUUUAAGGAGUCUGUUGUAUGUAUUUAAUAGUUUGAUCCGGCCAGGAUGCUGUUUACUUGAGUUAUUAAUAAUAUCUUUUAUCUGUUUA
Messenger RNA from Rhododendron vialii, 1784 nucleotides. RefSeq names its product UDP-D-apiose/UDP-D-xylose synthase 2. NCBI's taxonomy places the organism in Eukaryota, Viridiplantae, Streptophyta, Magnoliopsida, Ericales, Ericaceae. The coding region runs from base 182 to 1357 and encodes 391 amino acids. The transcript is spliced from 9 exons. The record is from RefSeq and is a predicted model, not a curated record. Gene Ontology annotation, molecular function: carboxy-lyase activity.